Molecule: messenger RNA, 4023 nt
Organism: Delphinapterus leucas (beluga whale)
Lineage: Eukaryota; Metazoa; Chordata; Mammalia; Artiodactyla; Monodontidae
Gene: RTL1
Product: retrotransposon Gag like 1
Source: RefSeq, a predicted model, not a curated record
AUGAUAGAACCCUCUGAAGACUCAUUUGAGACGAUGAUGGAGCGUAAGAAUCCAUCAUCAAAACAAAUGGAGUCCUCCGAGGGCUCAUCCAACACCACCGUGGAGACACCAGGGAGCAGAGUGGAGGCGGCGGCAGCGGCGGCAGGGCUGGCCAGUGGCCUGGCCCGGGAAAUGGAAGAGCUGCCCAUUGAUCUCCUCCAAGACAUGGAGGAGCCAUCCAGUGGCCCACAUAGGGAAAUAAAGGAUCCACCCAAUGACCUACUCCAAGACCUGGAGGAGUCACGCGAUGGUUCACAUCUGGAAGUGGGGGGUUCCUUUGGUGGGGCACCUGGCAGAAUGGAAGAGGCAUCAGUCAACCCAGGGGGAGCCCAGGAAGAGCAAGACAACUACACUGACCUGGCUGGGUGGAAAGAGGCGCAUCCCGAGGAGCCGGCGGACAGCAUGACCGCAGAAAUCACGGGCAUGGUGAGGUCCAUCAUCUCUCUGUACUUCCGGGUGCAGGACCUCAGAGAGCAGCAGAGGGUGGCGGAAGAGAUCUUGACGAAAGGGAUCAGCGCCGGCCAGCUGCCGAUCCCAGGCAAAUUCUCGGGCGAUCGCAGAGAAUACCACGAGUUCAUCGUGCUCUGCCAGCUGAUCUUACAGAGCUGCCCCAGAAUGCUCUACGAUGACCGCCUGCGGGUGGGCUACGUCAUCGGCCACCUCUCGGGCCUGGCCUUGGAGUGGGCCAAAGAUCUGGUGGAGAGAGAAAGCCCCCUGAUUGACGACUUCCCAGCCUUCCUGGAGGCCAUGUCCGAUACGUUCCAGUACCGCCAGGCCCUGCGGGUGGCGGAAGAGGCCAUGUUCAACCUCAGGCAGGGGGAUCGCGCCGCCAUCGAAUACAUCAACGAGUUCCAGGGCCUGGUGCCCACCCUGGGCUGGCCAGACGAAGUCCUGCAGGCCCACCUGUGCCAGGGGCUCAAGGAGGAGAUCAGGCACUAUUUGUUCCGCGUCCCUCAGCCGGAUUCGCUGGACAGUCUGAUUCUGCUGGUCCUGCAGAUAGAAGAGAAGCUGGCAGAGAGAAGGGCGAUGCUCAGGCUGCCCCCGGAGGCCCGCCCGCGGAACCUGACCUGGAUCGACUCGCCUGCUCCGGAGAGGUGGGUGGUGAGCAGCUGGCUGCCCUGCGAGGCCCACCCCGCCAUCAACCGCGACCACCUGUUCCUGCUGCUCAUGGUGAGGGUGAACCCCUACCACAGCGUGGCGGUUCAGGCCCUGGUCGACUCGGGGGUGGGCGGCAACUUCAUGGAUGAGAGGUUCGCCCAAGAACACUACGUCGAGCUCUACAAGAAGCCCUGCCCGCGGUCGGUCCCGUCCGUGGACGGCUCGCUGGUCGGCCACGAGCCCGUCUGGCUCUACACCGAACCCCUGGUGUGCAUCCACCAGAGCCACCACGAGUCCCUGCAAUUCGACAUCAUUCCGUCUCCCAACUUCUCCGUGAUACUAGGCAUCGACUGGCUCCGAGUCCACGCCCCAGAGGUCGACUGGGUCAAAGGCCGCUGCACCUUCCACUCUCCCUACUGCCUGAAGAACUGCUUCCGCCCGCCCCCACCAUGCAUCGCUCUGGAAAGACAUGCCAUAAGCUUGCUGCCCGGACUGCCGCCCCUGUACUCCGACCUGGCCGACGUGUUUAACCCGAAGGAAGCAGAAGAGGAGACUUCCGACCAGCCAAGCUCAGACGGAUCCGAUGAUCUUUCUGAAUCAGAGCCCUCUGAGCUUCAGCAGGCUGGAGACAGUGAUCACAGCGAGACCUAUCACGAGUGUCCCUCCACCGCGCCGUGGGAACCUGUGGGAGCCGGGAUGCAAGAAAGGGCCAGGCGGGAGGAAUACUGGGACCCGCAGGACAUGCUGACCAGCAGACACGACUACGUACAGAUGAUUCCAGAACUGUUUGACCAGUUACACGGAGCCACGUGGUUCACAAAGCUGGAGCUGCGCGGCACCAUCGUGGAGGAAAGCAUGAACAUACACCAAACGGAAGAUGUGUGGAAAGCAGCGUUCGGUUUGGAGCUUCAAGAGAUGACGAGCUACCGGCCCUUCCUGAUCUGCGCAGACCCUAUCAUCCCUCAGGGCGUGAUUCACUUUAUCCUAAAGGACAUGCUCGGUUUCUUUGUCCUCUCAUACGGGCAGCACGUCCUGGUCUACUCAAUGAGCCAGGAGGAGCACCUCCACCACGUCCGCCAGGUGCUGGCCCGCUUCCGCUACCACCACGUCUACUGCUCCCUGGACAGGAGCCAGUUCCACCGACACACUGCCGAAUUCCUGGGAUUCGUCAUGACCCCCAAAGGGGUGAAACUCAACAAGAGCAUCGUGACCACCAUAACAGGGUACCCCAUCCCUGGCUCUAAGAAGUCCCUGCGAAACCUCAUCGAAUUCGCCUUCCCGUACCGGCACUUCGUGGAGCGCUUCGCCGUCAUCACGGAGCCCCUGGUGCGCCAGCUACUGAGCGACCGGCCCUUCUGCUGGGGGCACGAGGAACAGGAGGCCUUCGAGUGCCUGAAGUGGGCUUUCCGCAAGGCGCCCCUCCUCCACCACCCCAAGCCCCAGAACCCGUUCUACUUGGAAACGGGCGUCACCAAGACGGCCCUGCACGCCUCCCUGAUCCAAGUCGACGACCAAACCGGCAAGCGAGUCUGCUGCGCUUUCUAUUCUCGAAACAUCUCCCCAAUCGAGGUGGAGGCCUCGCCAGCGGAGAUGAAGACCCUUCCAGUACGGGCUGCCUUCGUGGUGUGGUGUCGCUACCUGGAGAACACCGAGGAGCCUAUCAUGAUCCUUCUCAACACAGAGGAUCUGGCCUCUCUGAAUAAUGACAGGCUCACCGUACUUCUCCCCGGGCAUUGGGUCUUCUUCUUCUCCCACUUCCACUUUGACGUCAUGGAGCGGCCAGAACAAAAGGGUGGCCGGCCCCCGCCGCCCAUGCGGAAAUGUCUCCGGAGAAGAGCCUUCCAGCAGCGUGCUGCCACUCGGCCAAGGAUGCUUUUUGCUACGGGAGGGUCCCCCAGGGCUCAGUCCCCAGAAUCGGGGGACGAAGAGGAGAAUGAAGAUGCCCUUCAUCAGGACGAGCCGAAUGGGCAGCACCUCCGGCAGGAGCUCCUGGCUCUGAUACCAGCAGACCAAAUACUCAACAGCUUCCUUGCCCAUUUCAGCAUGGCCCAGAUCAGGGCAGUCAUUCUGCACUUCUUCCGAGGCCUCCUGUUCUGGAAGAACCUCCUGGCCGUGGCCGCCCUCCUUGUGCUGCUGAGGUUCAGGACGCCCCUCGCCCUGCCGCCCGCACCCACCUCGGACACCGCCCGGCCGCCGCUGCGGCGCUCUCUGUGCCUGCUGCUGGACUCGUCCCUCAUCGCUGGCAGCGGCAUCGCCCCCGCCGUCACCCAGCUGUUCACCCAGAUGCCCCCGCUCACGGGCGCCAACGCCAUCCCAGCCGAGGAACCGGCCGAGCUGUUCCUGGGCCCUGGCCAGUGGCGGCGCGACGCCCUGCUGGGCCUGCGACUCACGCCCGAGUUCUGGCAGAUGCUGUGCGAGCUCUUCGCCGUCAGAGUCACCCCCCGUGAGGGGACCCACCCCCACCCGCGCCCGAACCGCUACCUGGAGCUGCACGUCGUCGACGAUGAGGGUGUCGUCUUGCGAGAAGCCCUGCAAGACGACCUGCAACGUUACCGUCAGUGUGGCCUGCAUGACGGCCUGCAAGACACCUCGCAGGACGAGCAGGAGAACGACGUGCAGGAGAGCCUGAGCCCCGACGCCUCGGGCGCCCUCGGGCCCCGCCAGCACCUCCCCAGCGACACCGACGUCCGCCGCCUGCUCUAUAUCCGCAGCGCCCGACGGGGGUCCAUCGCGAUCAACAGGCAGCUGGCAGCCAGGGCCCUGACCCACUUCCUGACCGCCAUCUACACCCAGUCUACAUCCACCCUCGUCAGGGUGAGCCCCCCCGGGGAAGGAGCAACGCUGGAGGAGCUGCCCGGAGAAGAGCAGGACGCGGACCUCGACUGA